UCGUACCACAUAAAAUGGUGUUGAACAAGUCAAAGUGGGAUAGAAAGGCCAAAAUAAAGUAUUUGAAGAAACAUGGUCUUCUACAGCCAGUGCAGGAGCCCGUGGUGAGACCCAAAUGGUCCAGCAAGAAACAGACAACCCAAUCGCGGAUCGUGUUGCAAGACAGUGAUGAUGAGGAAUGGGAUUCGGAAGAAGAUGAUGCGUUUAUCAAUGAUUUCUAUCCGCAAUUGGGAGAAACCGAGCUUUCGAAAGAACAGAAGCAAAAAGUAAAACAGCAGAUAUUGGCGGACUUGGCUCAGAAACAAGAACAGCCAAAUGAAUCAAAAGAGCAGGAAGACGGUGAAGCAAGCGGAAUUUACCUUGGAUCCGAAGAAAGCAAACAAAAGGACAUGGAUCUAAAAGAAGACGUAAAAGAAGAAGAGGAUAAACCCAAGUUGGACGAGUUUAUAACCAAGGACCCAACCAGGGCCAAACCCAGAAAACUCUUGAAAGCCAAAAUUUCGGAUAACCUUCUUGAAGAAUACGGUCUUUCGAGCUAUAAGGAUACCGUGAAGAACAAGGACGACUACAACGAUAUCUACAGCCGGAAACAAAAGGAACGAACCCUUGACAAGAUCCGUCCCGACGAGUUGAAUGGCUUUGUCAUUGGGAAAUCUGUUUUGGGCGAAAAACCAUCCAACAACAAGCAGCACAUCAAACAGUUGAGCGAGGAAGAAAAGAAGUUGGACGCCGAGAGAACCGCAAAGGCCCGUCAAAACGAACUAUACAAUCAAAUGAGAAGAACGUUCAAUCCCGAAAACAGUACCAAGUCCAAGGGCAAAGUUCUUGAGAUCAAUAAUAUCAAUGUCCAUGACCGUCAGCAACUCGAUGCCUUGAACGCAAAGAUAAUUGCCCACCACGACGACGACCAGAUCGGAGACGAAGACUUCGAAAGAGAUAUCGACCAACUCUUGGGCACCCCGUCCAAUUCCAAUUCCAACCCCAACAACGUCGAAGAUACGCCUCAGGAGGUGUCUCUAGAUGACUUGAUGAAUGACUUACAGCUAAAAAACGGAGACAAAAGCACCAGCACCAAUCUCCAGCCCAAGAGUCGCCCCCACAACUCAGACCAGGACUUCCUAGAUGACAUUCUUGGAUAAAUAGCUUAAAGAUCAGUUAAUUGCAAAAAAAAAUACCUGUAUAUAAAAG
Messenger RNA from Hyphopichia burtonii NRRL Y-1933, 1188 nucleotides. RefSeq lists its product as uncharacterized. Lineage: Eukaryota; Fungi; Ascomycota; Pichiomycetes; Serinales; Debaryomycetaceae. The record is from RefSeq and is a predicted model, not a curated record. The coding region runs from base 15 to 1139 and encodes 374 amino acids. The transcript has a single exon.